UUCGUCGAUGCAGUUGGUAAUUAAGAAGAAGCUAAGAGAUGGAAAUUCGAAAGAAGUUAAUGCAAUUAACGUUUCUUUUUUGCGUUUUCUGCGCAAUGUCACUUGCUCGAUCUUCCAGCUAUGGCAAAAACACGACAGAUUUUGCAGAGCAUAUCCAUCACCAAAGAGCCUCUUCAACUGGAAUGGUACCGACGUCUUCGAAGUGUGCCGGAUUGAACAACGAAUCGGGUCACUGCGAGCACUUGAAACGGUGCUUAUCUCAUGAGUAUGGUUCAAACUUUACGCUGGCUAUAAAUCACUCGUGCGUAAUCGACCAAACAUACACAGGCAUUUGUUGCUCGAGACACGGGAACGAAACGCGUACAAAUUCUAUGGUAGACGAGGAUUUUGUCGACACUCUUCCGCAGAUUGCUGCGAGUGACGAUAAGAAAGAAAAUGAGGUGAGAAUCGUUUGGUCGGGCGAGCAUAGAACGACAACGUCUCGGCCUAAAAAUCCGGCAUUGAGAGGAUGCGGAACUACAUUGAAAAGUCAAAGCAAGUUGGUGGGCGGUAGACCGGCCGAUCCCACGAAAUGGCCCUGGAUGGUGGCUCUUCUUACGACGAAUAACGCUUACUAUUGUGGCGGUGUGCUCGUCACCGAUAGACACGUUUUAACUGCUGCCCACUGCGUUUACAGAUUUGGACCGCAGGACAUCAAAGUCAGGCUCGGAGAAUACGAUUUCGCGACGAGCGAAGAAACGAGAGCCGUGGAUUUCACGAUUUCCGAAAUACGUAUACAUCGAGACUUUAUUCUUGACACUUUCGCAAAUGACAUAGCAAUAGUGAAACUGUAUCUACCGACCGUCUUCAACAGUUAUAUUUGGCCCGUGUGUCUGCCACCAAUCGGUCAAACGUUCGAGUACAAGGACGCAGUUAUAACAGGUUGGGGCGCACGCUACUACGGAGGCUCCUAUAGUCCGGUUUUGAUGGAAGUCGAGGUCCCGGUAUGGCCGCAGAGUAAAUGUACGAGCAGUUUCGCUCGACGAAUUGCUAAUACGACGAUUUGCGCCGGCGCUUACAACGGCGGAGGCGACGCUUGUCAGGGUGACUCCGGUGGACCACUCCUUCAUCAGCUUGCAAAUGGCAGAUGGGUAAACAUCGGAAUAGUAUCUUGGGGUAUUCGAUGCGGAGAACCUGGACGUCCUGGAAUAUACACACGCGUCAAUUCCUAUCUUGAUUGGAUAUUCGAGAAUGCUGUAUUCUAAGCCUAGGAUCGCAUUUAAUUUGUUAAACGAGUGUCCCUUUAUAAUUACGAAAUUACUAAAAUUAUUAAAAGUUAAGACAAGUCCAGACGAAAGACAAAGCAACUUCGGUUUGGUCGGUUUUAAUUUUUGCAAAUGUAAAAAUGGCUCGUUUCCGAUAGAAGCCUAAUCUAAUCUAAGAAUCUGGAAUCUGGAAUCUAAGAUCUAAGUGAUAUGUAAAAAAAAAAAAAAAAAAAAAAAAAUAGGAGAUUCUAAGAUAAAGAUAUCACAUCAGAGAAAUUUUAAUUUAAAAAGAUUAACGACUUAACUCGUAAAAUUUCGGAUGUUGAUGUAAAUAACGAUGCGAAAAUCAAAAUUUAAGCAGCCCAGGUUUCUAAAUAGCUGAAAUAAUUAAGAGUUUUUGUAUCAAUAAACUUUGAAACGUUGAAAAGCAGCGGAAUGAUAGAAAACUAAUUAUCAAGACCACACGAAGGAAAAGGUAAAACUUUAGUUACCUUGGAUGUUUUAAAAUCGUGAAAUAUGUUGCUGCUGUCAGGACAGAUUUCGUGUUUUCUUGCUUGGUUUCUUUAUUCCUUACGUCGAUCGUACAGGGACACGAAUCGGAGAGGAGUCUGGUAUCGUGCGUGGAAACGAAGAAAUUUUAUUUUCCGAAUAUCGAUUGUUACAUCGUUCAAAAAGAGAUUGACACGAAUAGAGAGAAAUUCGAUUCUUAGGACGUGUGUGGCCGCAAUUUUUAUAUGUAUGUACUUUCUUUUAUGGCGUGGACGCGCAUAUAAGCAGCCACGCGCGUGCACGACGCUAUGCGACCGAUUUUCGCAUGACGAGUAAGCGUUGGAAGAUUCCACGAUUGAAUCUCCAUUAUUUGAUAACUGACUUUCCGACGAGGUCCAGCCUCUCUUUUCCUUUAUAUACACCGAUAUACUUAUAACUUCAACUCUUCAUAAAUGUAUAUAUGUGUAUGCGUGAAUGCGCGCUCAUGCGUACGUAUACAGUGUGUCCCAGAGUUUAACAACCAAACUUUGUCAGUGUAUUCUAUGGAUACGAUCCAGUAGAAAAUGUUACACAAAGCUUAGCUAUGAAGCGUUGAGAUACUCUAUAUAUGUAGAUUUAUGUGUGAGAAUCAUUAUACAUAGAGUGUCACGCCUAAAACAGGUCACCUAAUUAUCUUCGGCAUCUUAGAGCAUACAAAGAGUAUAUUACGCUACCAGUCAUAAAUAUUAAAACAUCCCAUUGACAUUUAGUACAAACUGUGUUUAGUCGUUCAUUCGUGUUAUACGUGCCUUAUAAUAUAAAAUAGUACAUGGAUUAAAAUUCAUUGGUAAUACUGUAUGCACAUUCGCGUUUUGUACGAAACCAAUUAAAUGGAAUCUAAGCAGAGAUUUGCUUCGACCAGUAAAUGUUCUAAUGAGUAUAUACCACGUAUAUGUUAUAUAUUUUUGCACACUGUGCGUAUUAUACGCCUUUGAAUUUCCAUGGAUAUAUAAAAAUCCGCAAUCUAUUCGUUAGAAUUUUCCAAGAAACGUAACGAAUACAUAUUUCGAUACUUAUGGCCAGUAGCGUACAUGAAUAUAAUUUAAAUUUGUAUCAAAGGACGUAUGCUCUGUAUACGGUAUUCCGAAUUUAGUUUCGCGGAGUUCGUAUGCAGUUUGUCGAACUUCGUAGACGCGCACGAGGUUUUUUAAGAAACCAGAAGACGAAUAGGUGGCCUCCUUCGAAUCGGGCAUACCGUAUACGUAUAUUAAAUAUACGCUCGUUUUCAUCAAACAUAGAAACAUGUGCGCGUAAAAUUUCCAUUUUUGCAAACGUAUAACAUUAUGUCUAUACUUUAACAUUCUUCCUCCAUUAUUUUCCACUCUGAUCGCUCGUCUUCUCCGAAAUGUUCGAUCCGAGGGUGCCUACUACAUUCUAACGGGACGUGUUUCGAUCGAAUCGACGAAAAUCAAUAGCGAUAGGAUACAUGCUACGCUGAAGGGAACGCGGAAGACAAAGUAUUCGAUCGAUUUUUCUAAUAUUCAAAGUUACAUUCCUAUGUACCCUUUUCGUAAUUUCUUUUCAAUUCAAAACUCACGACCACUCCCCUCUGCCGUUGCUGUCCUCUUUUGGCUUUUCGAUCGAUUUC
This is a messenger RNA of Bombus impatiens (common eastern bumble bee), 3360 nucleotides long. Its product is annotated as proclotting enzyme-like. The record is from RefSeq and is a predicted model, not a curated record. Gene Ontology annotation, molecular function: serine-type endopeptidase activity. Gene Ontology annotation, biological process: proteolysis. NCBI's taxonomy places the organism in Eukaryota, Metazoa, Arthropoda, Insecta, Hymenoptera, Apidae. Bases 39 to 1244 code for a protein of 401 amino acids. The transcript has 8 exons.